Prunus persica (peach) is the source of this 1098-nucleotide messenger RNA. RefSeq lists its product as uncharacterized. The record is from RefSeq and is a predicted model, not a curated record. The coding region runs from base 1 to 1098 and encodes 365 amino acids. The transcript has a single exon. NCBI's taxonomy places the organism in Eukaryota, Viridiplantae, Streptophyta, Magnoliopsida, Rosales, Rosaceae.
AUGUCUCCAGAAAUUGAACUUGCUACUGUAGAGAAAUUAUCUCAACCUGCUGCCCUUGUAAAGCCAUAUGUACCGCCAAUCCCGUUCCCUCAACGUCUUCGAAAAAACAAAGUGGAUGCCCAAUUUUUGAAAUUUCUUGAUAUCUUCAAGAAAUUACAAAUAAAUAUUCCUUUUGCCGAUGCUUUGGAGCAAAUGCCGAGUUAUGCCAAAUUCAUGAAGGAUAUUAUAUCAAAGAAGAGGAAAUUGGGCGAACAUGAGAUAGUGAAAUUAUCCGAAGAAUGCAGUGCUAUUUUGCAGAGGAAGCUACCACCUAAGCUAAAGGAUCCAGGGAGUUUUACUAUACCUUGCACUAUUGGAACCACUUACUUUGAAAAAGCUUUAUGUGAUUUAGGAUCCAGUAUUAAUCUAAUGCCUUCUUCUAUUGCUAAACAUAUUGGGUUGGGGGUAAUUCACCCAACCACUGUUUCUUUGCAGAUGGGGGACAGGUCCAUAACAUAUCCCAAAGGCAUAAUUGAGGAUGUGUUAGUCAAAGUUGAUAAGCUCAUUUUUCCAGCAGAUUUUUUGAUUUUAGACAUGGAAGAAGAUGCCGAAACCCCUAUUAUCUUAGGCCGCCCCUUUCUAAAAACCGGGAAGACAUUAAUUGAUGUGGACAAAGGUUUAUUAAUUUUGCGAGUGGCUGAUGAGCAGGUGACCUUCAAUGUCUUUGAAGCAACAAAGUACCCAGUGGAAUCAGACUCUUGCUUCCGAGUGGAUAUAGUGGAAAAAGUUGUCUCUGAAAAAUUUAAAGAAGAACAUCCAUAUGAUCCAUUGAAGGCUUGCCUUGUGCAUUCCGUUACUACUGAGCAUGAGGAUCCUAAAAUUUCUGAGAUGGUGUACUUUUUGGAAGCAAUGAAACCGCGCCCCCCUGGAAGGUGGCGCGAAUUUGAGGAGCUUAGCGUCACAACCUCCAAGCCACAACCCAGUGUCAUUACUGCACCAACCCUCACAUUGAAGCCCCUACCUUCCCACUUAAGAUAUGCAUACUUGGGUAAUUUUGAAACUCUUCCUGUGAUUAUUGCUGCAAAUUUGAGUAAACUAGAAGAAGAUAAAUUACUAUGA